Molecule: messenger RNA, 374 nt
Organism: Meleagris gallopavo (turkey)
Lineage: Eukaryota; Metazoa; Chordata; Aves; Galliformes; Phasianidae
Source: RefSeq, a predicted model, not a curated record
UUUCUUUGUUUCUUUGUUUUAAAAACAGAGUGGCUCAGAGCCCUGACACCAAAAUGGACGUCACCAACCUGGCCAAAGUCUUUGGCCCCACGAUAGUUGCUCAUGCAGUACCUGAUCCUGACCCGAUGACGCUCCUGCAGGACACAAAGCGGCAGCCCAAGGUAGUGGAGCGGCUUCUGCUGCUGCCUAUGGAAUACUGGAGCCAGCUGAUGAUGGUGGAGCAAGAAAACGUGGACCCAGCACAUGUAAUUGAGAACACCAAUGCCUACUCCACUCCACAGACACCAGAUGUUAAAGGUAAUAGCUGGAUGUUGCUCUACUGGCUGUGCAGCUCCUAUUUGGAAAAUAUGAUCCUCAAUCAAAGCUGCUUGUGA